This is a messenger RNA of Momordica charantia (bitter melon), 3496 nucleotides long. Its product is annotated as myb-like protein X. Lineage: Eukaryota; Viridiplantae; Streptophyta; Magnoliopsida; Cucurbitales; Cucurbitaceae. The record is from RefSeq and is a predicted model, not a curated record.
AGAAGGGAAGGGAGUUGAGAGAAUUCUGAAAUCGUUCCUCUUUGUUUCUUUCAGAAUACUUUGCGGAACUCAGAGACACAGAUACACCCAAACAACACCAAGAACGAAACUCAGUGGAAACCACACGAAACCCCCAAUUUUUUACACAAAUUACACUCAAUUUCUACACAAUCUACUGCUGCAAACUCUGCUUUUUCCCCAAUUUUUUUAUUGGAUUUGAUUCCCAUUUCUUCUGCCUUGCCUUAUGUUCCUCGCUUAAUCUCUGUUUGUGCGAGAUACGAGAGAGAUCUUGUCCUUCUACAUUGCCCACUCUGUAGCGGACAAGGUAAUCUCGUUCCCCAAUUCCCCUUUCACUUUCUUUUCCAUCCACCCAAAAUCUGCGUUUUCGCGCUGAAUCCCCCUUUUCCAUCGAUACCCUAUAAUCUCCAUAGGGUUUUGACGGAUCGUAACUGGGUGGCUCUCCAUUUUUUCGGGUUUGCACUCAUUAGGGUUUGACGUCGACUAUGGAUUGAAAGUCUGAUUGUGACUGGGACGUCGCGCUUUCUCUAGAAUGGGCUGGAGCUCCGAUCUUUCGUGGGAUUCUGGUUUUACUCCGUACUCUGCCGGCCCUGCGUUUCUGAAACUGUAACGUACCACUAGAAUGAAGUGAGCAAUGAGCUUUGCUGCUCUGAUCAUGGAAGAGGAUUGCACGUUAUAGACUUGUUUUGGCAGUGAUCACUCUCAACCAAUCGAUUUCUUGGAUUACAAGGGAUUUUCGACACUGUAUCAGGUGUUUCGUCUCUAAUUAGGGAGUUCUGUUGGUUUAAAGAGGAGCUAAUAAUUUGCCCAAGAGGAAAAUCAAAAGACUAUUGCGUCCGACCAUUGACAUUUUUCACAAUCCGACCGAUCCGGAGAGCUAAUAUGUGCUAAAUUAGGAGUUCUUUCUAUCCGUGUUUCAGUUGAUUUUGUAAUUCCAUAUUUUGGUUGUCUCUGACAUUCGGGAGCUGGGUUAGAAUUCCUUUAGUCCAGUGGCUGAGCUUAGUAUUUUUAUUUUUAUUUUUUUGAGAAUUUUAGAAGUUUCUCUUGGCCUGUGCUUAUUAUUCCUGCACUUGUGUUUAUAAGUGGGAAGAGGAGGUUUGGGAAUUGCAUCUGCGGGAUUGACUAAGAAGCACAUGGAGGAAUAUUGAAGCUGGAAAGGAAUGCGAGGACAUGGUGCAUGGACAGCAGCUUAGUUUCUUGUUCGUUCCCUUUUCGGAACAGUGCUUCUGGGAAGUAGUUAUAUCAUUUUCGCCUGUGGAAAGAGCUCUUGUAUUUUGUGUAGUUACUCUGUGCAAUGUCUCGCUGCUUUCCAUUUCCGCCACCAGGAUAUGAAAAGAAGUCUAGAGCAGAGGAUGCGGACCUACUAAAAAAGGAGAAGAGCAAAGAGAAAAAGCAUAAAAAGGAGAAGAAAGAGAAAGAGAAGAGAGAGGGUAAAGAAAAAAGAGACAAGGAUAGAAGUGAUGAGAAGCGCCGGGAAAAGAAAGACAAGAAGAAAGACAGGGACAAAAAGAAGGAUAGAGAUAAGAAGGACAAGGAGAAGGAGAAGGAGAAAGCACAUGCCUCUGAGGAGAGUAGACCAUUGGGGGAAACUGGGAGUCAAAAUGGAGAGGAAGUUGUUAGAGUCAAACAUAACAAUGUCCAGGAGGAGAAGAAUGGUGGGCAAUUUGAUUCUUAUGUCGGAAAUAAGAUUAGUCAGAAUGCUUUUCUUUCUAAGGAGACAAAGAACACGACAUUGUUUCCAGAGGUGGGAAGGAGAAUUGAGGACAUUGGAACUACAAAGCUUGAGAAAUUUGCUGUUGCACGGCCUAAAAGGGAUGAUGGAAUGGCCACAGUGGUGGCUAGGAGUUCUGAGACCUUUACUGAAGGCAAGGAACAGAACAAGAACAGGAAAAUUGAUGAAAGAACAUACAAUGGUCAAGGAAUUAGACAUGAGGAAAGAUUUAGUGGAAAUUCUGCAGUCCCGAGUUCUACUGCAACUGCAACUGUUGAAUCUGGAGUUGCAGGAAUGUUUAAAUCAUUGGAUAAAGUUGCCGAGAGAAGGAAAGAAACAAAUGAUAAGAUCAGACCGAAGGAAAGUGAAGGAAAGCAAGGGAGCAAACACAAGGAUAAAGAUAAAGACAAGAAAGGACGAUCAAAUCAUAAAGAGAAGAAAAAAGAAAAGAAAGCGAAGGAGAAGGAGAAGGAGAAGGAGAAGCAGAAGGAGAAGGAGAAGGAGAAGGUGGAAGAGAAGAAUGCCAUGGUAGAUAAAACAAAAGAGAUCAAUAAGGAUAACCUAUUAGGUAGAUAUUCUACAAAUACAAAUACAUCACAACUUCCUGACAGCAAUAUAGGUGCUGCAGUUGAGGAAAAACUAAUUAAGAAACGGAAGGAUUUUGAGCCCAAUGGAAUCUUGCAUGCAAUUGACAACAGAUCCAGUAAGUUGUUGAGGCCCACUGCUCAUCCAUUGAAGGAAAAUGGUAGGAUACUGAAACCGUGCGUGACCUCCAUCCUGCCUCCUUCAGAAAGUCAGGCUGUGGCAAAUGACCUUAUUCCGGGUAGUAAAGAACGCAAGAUUAAUGGCAUUAUUGAAGCUCACCACCACCUGCCUGCCUCUUCGAAACAUGUGUCUAGCGGACAAGAUGAUCAACCUCAACCUACUGUAGUACAUAAGAAAUCACCCCAUCCAGAUUCCAAGUACUUGAGCCAGGUAUAUUCAGUACCCAAAAUGGAGGAAUUGUCAGAUUCUGAUAGCCAAGAAUGGUUAUUUAGCAGCAAUACUUCCCAAGCGAUGAAGCCCAAGUUGGAAGAUACAGAGGGCGAGGAAACGCGGCAGGUAUGGGCCGACGCGAUGCAGAUAGAAUCAGCUGACGUUUAUGCUCUGCCUUAUGUUAUUCCAUACUGAUGAUGCUUGGGCAUGAUUUUUACCAACUUGGCUCCACUGGACUGGAGGUAAAUCCCACCUUAGAAUCGUGUCGGAGUGGCGAUCCACAGACAGCCAUCUCUCGAUAUGGAAUCCGAUUCCGUUCUUCCACUGCAUUCUUGCUUGGUUCUGGCAACUGGGGCUGGACAUGUGAUUUUGAUCAUCUUGCUGUCAAAUUGUUGACUGGAACUGGCAUCUGACAUGCACUCUGGAAUGCUUCUUGAUCCAUUGAGGAGUGGAGGGCUAGAUAUGGAGGUGGUUUUUGGCUUAGGACAUUAAAUAACUAAUUCAUUGAAAUGAGAAAAUUCAUAAAGGCAAACUCUGAGAGGAUUGCCUGCCAGAGAAGAGAGAGAGAGAGAGAGAGGAGGUGUGAGAGCUUGUGGUAUUUUAUUUAAUUUGCUUGGAGCUGAAAAAAGCACUUUCUAAUUGGGAAUGUGAAAGGAAUUAGAUGUGGUCUUUACAACUCCACCACAAUUUUGAUUUGUAUCAUAGAACUUUUAUUUACAGAAAUGUAAGAUAGAGGGAAAAGGAAAGUAGUGCAAUUCAUUUAUGGGCCUGUGGAUUGAUUAGCAUUCAUAA